Molecule: messenger RNA, 792 nt
Organism: Colletotrichum spaethianum
Lineage: Eukaryota; Fungi; Ascomycota; Sordariomycetes; Glomerellales; Glomerellaceae
Exons: 2
Coding region: 1-792 (263 amino acids)
Source: RefSeq, a predicted model, not a curated record
AUGGUCUGGGUGAAGCAGGCUGCAGUGUUGGCUGCCGCGUCCCUUUCCGUGGUGGCUCGCGCAAACGCCAUCCCUGACAGUGGUUCCGUUGAUUUUGGCGACGGCGCCCCGCUGCCGUCGAUCCCCGCUGCUUCCGCCGACGACCUCCGCAAGCGUCAGACCAUAGGAGGAUUCCUCGACACCGAUGCUGGCCCUCCCGUCACGGGCAACUGCAAUGUGGCGGCGACCUUCAUCCUAAACAAUUUGGGCCAGAUGGUCGUUGGAAACUCGUUCAUCUCGGUGAACCCAGGCACGCCCUUCAUCCCCCUCCGCCCCAUCAACCCGGUUGGCUCCAUCAGCGUCGCUUUCUCCGUCAGCAAUGGCCAGCUCGUCUGGUCGGACCCCAGCUUCUUCGGUGGCCGGGCUGGGUUCUGUCAAGACACCGCCGGCCAGGUCUUUGCAACAUUUGCCGACCCCGCUGUGGCCUACCCUCCGAAUUGCCGCGCCGUACAACUCGGUUCCGUUUUGGCGUCGUCUUGCAAGGACGGUGCCAUUGUCAGCAGCUCUUCUUCGACGACAACCACCAGAACGACCACCGUAAGGAGCUUGAGAGCUCCCAGUGGUCCCAUCACCACGACGCCGUAUGCGAUUCCGACGACGCGUGCCGUUGUCAACAGUACGCUUACUCUCCGUCCCGGUUUGUACACCGAGGCCGGCUUCGUGAACCCUGCCGGGGCUUCCUGCCGGGUCGUCACCGAGUCCUGGGUUUUUGGACAAACAACACUUCUGCCCCCCCGUAUCACGGGUCCUUAG